Molecule: messenger RNA, 988 nt
Organism: Neoarius graeffei (lesser salmon catfish)
Lineage: Eukaryota; Metazoa; Chordata; Actinopteri; Siluriformes; Ariidae
Gene: trappc6b
Product: trafficking protein particle complex subunit 6B
Exons: 6
Coding region: 208-681 (157 amino acids)
Biological process (GO): endoplasmic reticulum to Golgi vesicle-mediated transport; regulation of GTPase activity
Cellular component (GO): cis-Golgi network; trans-Golgi network; TRAPP complex
Source: RefSeq, a predicted model, not a curated record
CUGAUCGAUUUGGAGUUCAGUCGUUUUGCUGAAAAGGGGCGCUACUGAUGUGUUCUAUGGCUUUUAUACACAUUUGGGAAGCAGAAGUGACAGAUUAAACAUUUUAUUUUAUAUCCGUGUCGCUGUUGUUGUUUGUGUUUAAAAGCUACAGAUGAUAUCCAUGUGCUAGCUGGUUAAUUCACUGGAUGAGUGGUUUUUCCAGCAGAAAUGGCAGACGAGGCUCUUUUUCAGUUCCUCCAUAAUGAACUUAUACAAUAUGUCAACAACGCAGAAAGUGGAGAAAAUGAAAAUGGACGGUGUGUUUCCAAGCUUGAGAACAUGGGAUUUCGUGUGGGACAAGGUCUAAUUGAAAGGUUCACCAAAGACACAGCACGUUUUAAAGACGAGCUCGACGUCAUGAAAUUCAUCUGCAAAGAUUUCUGGACCUGCGUGUUUAAGAAGCAGAUUGAUAACCUGAGAACAAACCACCAGGGUAUUUACGUCCUACAGGAUAACAAGUUCCGGUUAUUGACCCAACUGUCUGCUGGUAAACAGUAUCUGGAACAUGCCCCGAAGUAUUUGGCGUUUACCUGCGGCCUGGUGAGAGGAGGGCUCUACAACCUCGGUGUGAAGAGCAUCGUCACGGCUGAGGUGUCCGCCAUGCCUGCUUGUAAAUUCCAGGUGAUGAUCCAGAAGAUGUAAAACACCGAACAUAAGAACAAAUUCAUUAUAAUAUAUACAGAUCUGUCAGUUUUGUCUUUUUAUUUUGUUUCGUUUUGUUUUCCAUUGAAACCUCUUAAAUUCCUUCUGUGCAAUCUACAGCAUGUUGAGGUCAAGCCUUAUUGUCCUGUGUUCGUUUGUACCGUAACCUUGAUUUGUUAUUGGUUUUACUCUUUACCGUCUGAAUCAUAUUUGCACAAGAUAUCAUUGUUUUAUUUAAAUGUGUGUAAUAUUGGCACAGCUAGUUGUGUUUGUAUAAAUUAAAUAAACAUUAUGCCAUGCUUUAAAA